Messenger RNA from Scaptodrosophila lebanonensis, 1195 nucleotides. RefSeq names its product probable inactive tRNA-specific adenosine deaminase-like protein 3. Gene Ontology annotation, molecular function: tRNA-specific adenosine-34 deaminase activity. The transcript has a single exon. Gene Ontology annotation, biological process: tRNA wobble adenosine to inosine editing. NCBI's taxonomy places the organism in Eukaryota, Metazoa, Arthropoda, Insecta, Diptera, Drosophilidae. Gene Ontology annotation, cellular component: nucleus; cytoplasm. The record is from RefSeq and is a predicted model, not a curated record. The coding region runs from base 19 to 1122 and encodes 367 amino acids.
AACCGAUCAAUCGAGUGGAUGGCACGCGCUGGCAUUGAUCAGCAAACAGACAUGGAAAUUAGUGCACCACCUGCCAAACGAUGCAAGUUCAUGGCCACUGAGGUGGACGACAACUUAGAGAUAAAGGCAGUUUUGACAACCGAGUAUAAAAAAGACAUAACACUUAUCAAGGUACACAGCUGUCAACUGGAAACGAAACAACAGCUGCAAUCAGUUGUACAGGAACUUUCCCAAAAACUGCCACAUUUUCAUCAUUUAAAGCGCGUUAGUGACAGGAACGUAUUAAUAUGUCCAACCGCUGAAGUAGAGCACACGCUGGAGCAGCAUCUGCAAGGCCAUGCAUUCUCGGACAGUGUGGUUAAAGCCCUCUGUCGAGAUGUUAAAGUGAUAGAGGUGCCUGCCGACAGGGCCAAAUUGCGCAUGCAGUACGAAAAAAUGAAAAAGUAUUGGCCUUGUAAGUUUCAUCCGGAUAAGUACGCAGAAUCGCUUCAAAAUGGUAGUAACUUCACAUCUAAGCAGCGCAUCUUCCAUAAGCAAAUGGCGCAACUACUACGAUCUUUGACCAAAAACGUGAAUGCGGGUCAGCCAGUGGGUAUUUGUGUAGACCCGCGACAACCCAGUAUUGUGGCCAUUGCAGGGAGUAAUGACACAUGCAGCUCUUCUCAUCGACACUGCUCCAUGUUGCUUGUCGACUAUGUGGCACGCAGCCAGCAAGGAGGUGCAACUCAGCACCAGGUGGAUUUCGUGCAAGAUGACGAUGCCAGCAAAACAACGCUACGCGGCAUACCAAAAGCUUUCCAUGACUACAUAAGGCAGGAUGAAGCAUACAAAGAUGUGCAGUGUGGGGCUCAGAUGUCUGUGGAAUAUGAGCAGCAACAGGUGGAAGCUACCGCAGAUAAUCUGGCCAAGUAUGGGCCCUAUCUCUGCACGGGAUACGAUGUCUACCUACUACGCGAACCUUGCCUCAUGUGUGCCAUGGCGUUAGUGCAUAGCCGGGUGAAGCGCAUUUUCUUCCUGCUGCCCUCCGACAACGGCGCCUUGGCUACACGUUUCCAACUGCACGAUGUAAAGGAGCUAAACCACCAUUACGAAGUUUUUCAAUUUAUAACUGACGGCACCUGAUACAAUUAAUUUCUGUAAAUAUUGCACUCUGAACUGGUUUAGAAUAAAUUUUCCAUUUUAAUAGCUCCUGUUA